AAAAACUUGUGACUCCAACCCUCUUUACAUCUUGAUCUACCAAACUCCCUUCCACAACUCACUGGCUCGCCAAUCCGUGUCCUGAGCACGGCUCAGUCGUUCUUUUGCUUGGUCCUCAUCUUCAAGAGCCGGUCAGCCCAGAGCUCCCUUCUCAUCAUGGCUGCUUCCACCCGAGCUCUCCACCAAGCCUCCCGCUUCGCUCUGCGACAAUCUCUCCCAAAGCCUCAAUCUUCUCUCCGAUCUUUCUCCACCCGUGCCCUCCCUCUUGCUCAUAGACAGCAUCUAGUCACCUUCAAGACCCCGGCAUGGCAACAGGCCAGGAAAUUCACCCGGUCGACAAAACGAUAUGCCGCUGUUCAGGAAGCUCCUCGAGCCGAGUCAUAUCUCGAAAGUGGAGUCAUUGAGCCUGGCAAGAACCUCGUUGAUGUCAAGAAAGUGCUGGUUAUUGGCAGUGGUGGGUUGAGUAUUGGACAGGCUGGUGAAUUCGAUUAUUCCGGUGCCCAAGCUCUGAAGGCCCUCAAGGAAUCCGGUGUCGCCUCUGUCCUCGUCAAUCCCAACAUCGCGACUAUUCAGACCGAUCACAAGCUCGCUGACGAAGUCUACUACCUCCCUGUUACUCCCGAAUAUGUCUCCUACGUGAUUGAGCGAGAAAAGCCUGAUGGCAUUCUUCUCACCUUUGGUGGUCAAACUGGUCUCAAUCUUGGUGUUCAGAUGAACCGAAUGGGCCUUUUCGAGCGAUACGGAGUCAAGGUCCUCGGUACUCCCAUCAAAACACUCGAGACCAGCGAGGAUCGUGACCUUUUCGCCAAGGCUUUGAACGAGAUCAACAUUCCCAUUGCUCAGUCGAUUGCAGUUGGCUCAGUCGAAGAAGCCCUCAAAGCUGCCGAAUCUGUCGGCUACCCCAUCAUCGUUCGUUCGGCAUACGCUCUCGGAGGCUUGGGUUCUGGCUUCGCCGCAAAUCCAGAAGAGCUGAGCAAUCUGUCAUCCCAAUCCUUGUCGCUCUCUCCCCAGAUUCUGGUCGAGAAGUCGCUCAAGGGAUGGAAAGAGGUCGAAUACGAAGUCGUCCGUGACGCUGAAGACAACUGCAUCACCGUUUGCAACAUGGAGAACUUUGACCCGUUGGGAAUCCAUACUGGUGACAGUAUUGUGGUUGCUCCAAGUCAGACCUUGAGCGAUGAGGAAUAUCACAUGCUCCGUACAGCGGCUAUCAAGAUUGUCCGACAUCUUGGUGUUGUUGGUGAAUGCAAUGUGCAAUACGCCCUACAGCCCGAUGGUCUCGACUACCGUGUUAUUGAAGUCAAUGCUCGUCUCUCUCGAUCCUCGGCCCUUGCGUCCAAAGCUACUGGCUAUCCUUUGGCUUACACAGCUGCUAAAAUCGGGCUUGGACAUACACUUCCUGAGCUGCCUAACGCUGUGACCAAGACUACCACUGCCAACUUUGAGCCCAGUUUGGAUUACAUUGUCGUCAAAAUUCCUCGAUGGGAUCUCUCCAAAUUUCAACACGUCAAGCGCGAUAUUGGCAGUGCCAUGAAGUCUGUGGGCGAAGUCAUGGCCAUUGGAAGGACUUUUGAGGAGUCCUUCCAGAAGGCUAUUCGUCAGGUUGACCCUAGGUAUGUCGGCUUCCAGGGCGACAAGUUCGACGACCUGGAUGAUACUCUGCGAAACCCAACAGACCGACGAUGGCUCGCUGUUGGUCAGGCCAUGAUUCAUGAAAAUUACUCUGUUGACAAAAUUCACGACUUGACAAAGAUCGACAAAUGGUUCCUUCAUAAGCUACAGAACCUCAAGGACACAAUGGUCGAAAUCCAGGAAAUCGGAUCUCUCUCUGGAAUCAAGCACGAACUCAUGCUCAAAGCCAAAAAGCAAGGCUUCUCUGACAAGCAGAUUGCUUCGUAUGUCAACUCAACCGAGGGCGAGGUGCGAACUCGUCGCCAGAAAUUCGGCAUUCGACCAUGGGUAAAGAAGAUCGAUACCCUUGCCGCCGAAUUCCCAGCCGACACCAAUUAUCUGUACACCACCUACAAUGCUUCUUCACAUGAUGUGACCUUCGAUGACCAUGGUAUGAUCAUUCUUGGUUCCGGUGUCUACAGAAUUGGAUCAUCUGUCGAGUUCGAUUGGUGUGCGGUAAAUGCUGCAGUUUCUCUACGAAACAUGGGCAACAAGACGGUCAUGAUUAACUUCAAUCCAGAAACUCUCAGCACCGACAGUGAUGUGGCCGACAAGCUUUACUUCGAGGAAUUGUCAUACGAACGAGUUAUGGACAUUUACGAGCUGGAAGCUGGAAGCGGAAUCGUUGUGAGCACAGGUGGACAACUUCCUCAAAACAUCGCGCUGCGACUUCAAGAGGAAGGCGGUGCAAAGAUCCUUGGUACAGACCCCAAAGAUAUCGACAGAGCUGAAGAUCGCCACAAAUUCUCAAGCAUCCUCGAUUCCAUCGGCGUUGACCAGCCGGCCUGGAAGGAACUCACUUCGGUGGCUGAUGCUGCGACGUUCGCUGAGUCUGUUGGCUACCCUGUCCUUGUUCGUCCAUCAUACGUUCUCUCCGGUGCCGCCAUGUCCGUUAUCUACAGCCAAGAUGAGCUGAAGGACAAGUUGGAAUCCGCUUCAGCUGUUUCACCCGACCAUCCCGUCGUCAUCACAAAAUUCAUCGAAGGUGCUCAGGAGAUCGAUGUCGAUGCCGUUGCCAAUAAUGGCAAACUGAUUCUUCACGCCGUCUCAGAACACGUGGAGGCUGCUGGUGUUCACUCUGGAGAUGCAACAUUGGUGCUCCCUCCUGCCAAUCUUGACCAGAGCAUCAUGGAUCGAGUCAAGGAGAUUGCUGAGAAGGUUGCCGUCGCUUGGAAGAUCACUGGUCCUUUCAACAUGCAGAUUAUCAAAGCCGAUGUUCCUGGUGAAGAACCCGCUCUUAAGGUUAUCGAGUGCAACUUGCGUGCCUCGCGAUCUUUCCCUUUUGUCAGCAAGGUUCUCGGUGUGAACUUUAUUGACACUGCCACCAAAGCCUUGGCUGGACAAGAGGUUCCUGAACCACAGGACCUCAUGGCUGUGAAACGGGAUUAUCUCGCCACCAAGGUUCCACAAUUCUCGUGGACCCGUCUCGCUGGUGCUGAUCCAUUCUUGGGAGUUGAGAUGAGCAGCACUGGUGAAAUUGCUUGCUUCGGAAAGGAUCUCAUCGAAGCAUACUGGGCAUCCUUGCAAUCAACCAUGAAUUUCCGCAUGCCCGAACCAGGUGAGGGAAUACUUCUCGGCGGUUCGACUGAGCUUCCCGAGCUUUACAAGAUUGUCGAAAAUCUCCAGCCACUAGGCUACAAUUUCUAUGCUGCCAGCCCAGAGAUCAAGAAGCAUCUGGAGCAGACUGGAGCACAUAUCGAAGUGAUUGAGUUCCCCAAGACCGACAAGAACAAGCUCCGAGGAGUUUUCCAGAAAUACGAUAUCCGUGGCGUGUUCAACAUUGCCAAAACCCGAGGCAAGACCUUGUUGGAUGAAGAUUAUGUGAUGAGACGAAAUGCUGUGGAUUUUGGUGUCCCUCUAUUUAUGGAACCUAAGACCGCACUUCUUUUUGCGCAAUGCAUGAACGCCAAACUCCCACGCAAGGAGGGCAUCCCGCCUGAGGUGCGAAGCUGGAGUGAGUUUGCAGGCGGCAAAAUGAUGUAAUUGGAUCAGAUUGUUGGGUGGGUGGUUGGCAAGACCCGGUUGUUGAGUAACAAAAAGUUCACUGGGAGAGAGGCGGCAGAUGUGUAAUGCAUUGCUACGAAUUCAGCGAGUGUUUUUGGCGAACACAGAUGGAUGUGUCUGUCGUCGGGACGCGGUCGCGGUCGCGGUUGCGGAAGUGGAAUAUCCGUUCCGUCCAUAGAGCGAAAAGUAUUUUUUCUAGACGGCGUUAAUGAUAUGCGUUGAGCAUGGUAUAGGUUGAUGGGGUGGGUAGGGUGUAGUGAAUGUUUGAUGUCAAUGUAAGUACUGGUAGAUUACUGAGGCGGAUGCAAGGCUGAACAUUUUGAGGGGGACAAGACAAACCCGAGAAAGGUGCAUUAUCAAUAUUAAUAACAUACGG
Messenger RNA from Exophiala mesophila, 4048 nucleotides. RefSeq names its product carbamoyl-phosphate synthase, large subunit. The record is from RefSeq and is a predicted model, not a curated record. Gene Ontology annotation, cellular component: cytoplasm; cytosol. The transcript has 4 exons. Gene Ontology annotation, molecular function: aspartate carbamoyltransferase activity; dihydroorotase activity; metal ion binding. Bases 157 to 3651 code for a protein of 1164 amino acids. Gene Ontology annotation, biological process: L-citrulline biosynthetic process; UTP biosynthetic process; 'de novo' pyrimidine nucleobase biosynthetic process. NCBI's taxonomy places the organism in Eukaryota, Fungi, Ascomycota, Eurotiomycetes, Chaetothyriales, Herpotrichiellaceae.